Molecule: messenger RNA, 939 nt
Organism: Eucalyptus grandis
Lineage: Eukaryota; Viridiplantae; Streptophyta; Magnoliopsida; Myrtales; Myrtaceae
Product: senescence-associated carboxylesterase 101-like
Exons: 2
Coding region: 1-939 (312 amino acids)
Biological process (GO): defense response
Molecular function (GO): carboxylic ester hydrolase activity
Source: RefSeq, a predicted model, not a curated record
AUGAAGGUGUAUUUGGCUUAUUUAGAGUGGUACAUGAAGGUAUGCAAAGCCAAUGGCCAGGGUCCUGGUUACUAUGACAGCUUCAAAAAUGCAGGAGAAAGACGCGACAGUGGAGUUUAUAAGUACAAGACAAUCCUCACAAAUUACUGGGAGCAUCUAGUCAACGAAGCGGAGAAGAAGCCUCACUUAUUGGGCACGCGACUGCGGUCCCAUUGGCUCUACGGAGGGACAAACUACCGGAGGAUAGUUGAACCUCUGGACAUAGCGGAGCAUUACAAAAGAGGCCGAAAAGAUUACAUAAAACAAGGAAGGUCCAAACACUACAUUCUGCUGGAAAAGUGGCUAAAACAUCAGGAAGAAAAUGGCAGGGAGCGGGCCGGGCAUUUGAAUUCGAAAUUGGAAAACAUCGAGUCUUGCGUGACGGAGGACUUGUGCUUCUGGGCACGCGUGGAGGAGGCCAUCCGGUCGUGCAGAUUGCUGGACAGCAGAGGAUCACUUGACGGUUCCGAAAGAGAGAAGUUAGUCAAGUUCAAGGAGGAUGUUGUGGCCUUGAUCAAGGAUUAUGCGGUUUCGCCGGACAUCUUUCUGGAGAAGAGCAGCUAUAUGCAAUGGUGGAGGGAGUAUGUGGAGAUCCUGGAGAGGCAAAUGAUGGGUGAUUCUCACAAUUCACAGCUUGUUGCUUUCAUGAGGGAGGAGCGUUACAAGAAUUAUGCUGAAGGUUCCCCAAGGAUGUUUCAAGAGGGUCAUUCAAAUGUGGCCGCGAGCCUCCCGGUGAGGCUCGUCGGCCACCGGACGAGGCCCUCGCCCGGCCUCUCCUGGGUCGUGGGCGAGGCUGGCCUGGCCCUCUCCCAAGGCCGCCGACAAGGCGCUUCGCCCGGAUCGGGUGAGGUCGAGCGGCCCCUCGCCGGCCCGCCGGAGAGGGUCACGGCCCUCGCUUAG